This is a messenger RNA of Sorex fumeus (smoky shrew), 406 nucleotides long. RefSeq names its product non-histone chromosomal protein HMG-14-like. Gene Ontology annotation, cellular component: chromatin; nucleus. The transcript has a single exon. The record is from RefSeq and is a predicted model, not a curated record. Lineage: Eukaryota; Metazoa; Chordata; Mammalia; Eulipotyphla; Soricidae. Gene Ontology annotation, biological process: chromatin organization. Gene Ontology annotation, molecular function: nucleosomal DNA binding. The coding region runs from base 39 to 320 and encodes 93 amino acids.
UUCCUGCAGCGCAGCUAGGUGGAGGCUCGGGCGCCAGUAUGCCCAAGAGGAAUGUGAGCGCCACCGAGGGAGCGGCCAAGGAGGAUCCCAAGAGGAGAUCAGCCAGGCUGUCCGCUAAACCCGCGCCUGCCAAAGUCCAGGCGAAGCCCAACAAGGCGACAGUGAAGGAUAAAUCUUCAGACAAGAAAGUGAAAGUGAAGGGGAAGCGGGGAGCCAAAGGGAAGCAGGCGGACAUGGCCAACCAAGAAUGGAAGGAAGACCUGCCUGCUGAGAACGGAGAGACCAAGCCCCAGGAGAGUCCUGCCUCUGACGCCGCAUAAGAGAGAAGCCACAUCUGAGCAAUGCCGGGUCCCACAUGCACCAAUGCGCCUGCUCCCUUCUUGUACAAUCCAGAGGAAUAUUUUUA